Messenger RNA from Cryptotermes secundus, 16067 nucleotides. RefSeq lists its product as uncharacterized. The record is from RefSeq and is a predicted model, not a curated record. Gene Ontology annotation, cellular component: catenin complex; beta-catenin destruction complex; cytoplasmic microtubule. Gene Ontology annotation, biological process: Wnt signaling pathway; regulation of cell differentiation; cell migration. The coding region runs from base 1006 to 12630 and encodes 3874 amino acids. Gene Ontology annotation, molecular function: gamma-catenin binding; microtubule binding; beta-catenin binding. Lineage: Eukaryota; Metazoa; Arthropoda; Insecta; Blattodea; Kalotermitidae. The transcript has 20 exons.
UCAUCUGCCCGUGAUGUAUUGAUUCGGGGGUGCAGUAAGGGUUUUGUGACGUAUGUACCGUGCAGCUGAACAUGUAUGGUGCUGAUUAUUCACAAAACGUAACAUAGGCGUGUUAAAGUGGACGAAAAUUGAAAUGUGGAUGUGCUGAAAUGAAAGUACUUAGAAAAUGUAGUGAUGUGUGUUUAAAACAGAGGAAAUGAAGUAUGAAGCUCCAGGAGCGGAGAACUGCAUUUUACGUUACAGUAGGUAUAAAUGAAAGCUAAGAAAACUGUCGGAACGUAUUUUUUAAGUAUAUGUGGAAUUUAAAAUGUGAACACCCUGUAGUAUAGUCGUGAUUUUUAAAAAGGGAACACUCUUUAGUGUAGCCUUGAGUUUAAAAUAUGAACACUCUGUAGUAUGUUUGUGCAGUUGUGUUAAUUGGUGAUACAGUUACAAGUAUGAGGGACUUUAUUGGCAUUUAAAUUUGCUUACAAAUGUGACAGUAACAUGUUAUUUUCUGGAAGAAUUCGGAAUAUAUCUUGUGCGCAGACGAAGUUUUAUGAUGAGAGUGACUUUUUUUCAAGCAGCAAAGUUUCUUUGAGCGCACGCGAAUAAUGUUGUAAUUAAUUAUGUUUUUGAUCACGUGAUAUUACAAAACCGCCUUGAAAACAAAUAGAUGGAAUAAAUUUUUGUUAAAACAGUGCACAAUGCAGAGUCAUCUUAAAAUGACACUUAUAAACGGUUUAUUGAGAAGUGUAACCACUAUUUUGUCUAAAACGGUUUGAAAUAAGGCUACGUAUGAGAUGUUUUCGAGAAAGGAUAAAGUAAGAGUUUAAGAGCCGCCUUGGUGGGUUCUCAAGAAGAAUAUCAUGAGAACAGACAAGUUCGCGCGUUUCUGACCUCGUGUUUAGUAAACAGCGACCCCAGUCUGCUUCCAAGCGGUUUAAUAAAAGCCAUUUGACUCGAGGAUGACGUGAGCCGUGUAUGACAUCAUGAUGGGACGUACUUUGAGCAAAAACCGCUGAGAUGGCUGCCACCGUCCAGCAGAUUCCGUCUACAAGGACAGCCACUCGUGCGUCUACACGAAUAACAAGACCGACGUCUCUGGGCGACGGGCAGACAUUGCUGAUUAACGACGAUGGGCGCCAUCAGAGGAAGACGUCGAAGACGAAACGAAAUGAGUUGAAAUUUGUGUUCGGUUUGGGUGAAGAAGAAAAAAAGGAAGAAAAAAUAGUCAAGGAAUUCUUGACGGAGGUGAAUGAACCGAGGAAAGUGGAGUUGUCGUGUUUACUGGAGCCUGCGGUUGGUUCACAGUUCGUUGCUACGGACGGAAAUGAUGAUAUUGUUGCUAUAAGGUCCGAUGCCCAUCAUCAGCUGGUGAUUCAGAAACCUCAAGCACCAGUUCGGCUCCACAGAGCAGAGGGAGACAGGCGAAGUCAUGGUGUUCUCAGGAAUCACUUGCAGCGUGAGGCCGUGAUCAACGCUUGGCAGGAUGAACAGUCGAAGCUGCAGUUGCACAAUGGAAGCAUCGGUAACGAAGACCUCUCUGCAGCCUCAGUUCUUGCCAGACUUGGUGUGACAGUUGAUGCUCAUGGAGGUUUGGUGAGGGAGAGGCCAGCAUCUCUUCUCAGUGGCAGAAUUGGCAUCAACAACAAAGAGAAUGUCAUGGAUGAGCCCAAAGAAGAGGACGAAAAGAAGACAGCAGAUGUCUGUAGGACAAAGAAUGAUGAGGACAGCAAUUCUUCAGAGGAGGAUGGAGGCAGUGGAGGAGCAGUUGGAGACUCCAAGAUGACAAGCAGUGGAACACAGACCCAACAAGUAGCAGAGUCCACGGAGCCCCCAAACCUUUCUGCUCUGUACCAUGGGACAUGGCCUGUUGAGAGGACGCUGUGGCACAGCGGUCCAAGCAGCAUCGGUGGAACCAGCGGCAGCAAGAGUGUCACACAGGAUGUGUCCAGUGUGAUGAGUUUCACGUCAAGUAUGGGCUUGCUGCCCGAUGAGGUUGCAGCAACCCGCCGAACCUACAGCCAGCAACAGCUUGGAGCCAAAGUGGAGAUGGUGUACAGCCUUUUGUCAAUGCUUGGGACCCACGAUCGUGAGGACAUGAGCAGGACAUUGUUGGCCAUGAGUAGUUCACCAGACAGCUGUGUGGCCAUGAGACAGUCUGGUUGUCUGCCCCUGCUGGUGCAGCUUCUUCAUUCUCCAGACUCUGACACAGACACAAGGCAACGUGCAUCCCAAGUUCUACAUAACAUGGUUCACUCACACCCUGACGACAAGCGAGGACGUCGCGAGGCCAGGGUUCUGCGACUGCUGGAGCAGGUGCGGGAAUAUUGUGACUCACUGCGUGAGAGGAUCAAUGCUGCUACCCCGGCUGUAGAUGGGCAGGAUCGUCAGCAACAUGUUCUUCAAGCAGCUACGAGAAUUGAUCAGGAAAUGUUGUUAUUGGUGUUGAGAGCAAAUGAGAAGGAACUAGGUUUAGCUGGACAAGAUUCUUCUUGUUCUGUGGUACUAGAUGACAUGGAGAGACAUCCUGGACCCACCAUUGCUGCCCUGAUGAAGUUAUCCUUUGACGAAGAGCAUCGGCAUGCCAUGUGUCAGCUUGGUGGCCUGCACGCUGUCGCAGAGCUAAUACAGAUUGAUCAUGAAGCACACGGAAGUACGACAAGUGACCAGUACUGUGUCACGCUACGGCGCUAUGCAGGAAUGGCAUUAACGAACCUCACCUUUGGUGAUGGUGCAAACAAGGCUUUGCUGUGUUCUUUUCGACAGUUUAUGAAGGCUCUGGUUGCUCAACUGAAAUCCCCAAGUGAAGACCUGCGACAGGUGACAGCAAGUGUCUUAAGAAACCUGUCAUGGCGUGCUGAUGGCGCCAGUAAGCAGACUCUUCGAGAGGUUGGUGCAGUGUCAGGGUUGAUGCAAGCUGCUAUGGAAGGGAAAAAGGAAUCUACUCUAAAAUCCAUUCUCUCAGCUCUCUGGAAUCUCUCUGCACAUUGUAGUAUCAACAAGGUUGACAUCUGUGCUGUUGAUGGUGCCUUGGGUUUCCUUGUUGACAUGUUGAGUUAUGAUGCUCCAUCGAAGUCUCAUGCAAUUGUAGAGAAUGCUGGAGGAAUCUUACGCAACAUUUCUAGUCAUAUUGCUGUUCGUGAAGAUUACAGGGCAAUACUUCGUAAGCAUGGCUGUCUACAAGUGCUCCUACAGCAGCUGAAGUCACCGAGCCUUACAGUUGUGAGCAAUGCAUGUGGAACUCUCUGGAAUCUCUCAGCCCGUUGUGCUGAAGAUCAACGUGUGCUGUGGGACAUGGGUGCCGUCAGCAUGCUUCGGAGUCUCGUCCAUUCGAAGCACAAGAUGAUCUGCAUGGGAUCCAGUGCAGCACUGAAAAACUUGUUAAGUGCAAAGCCAAACAAUAAUUUCCCACCCCUUGACUCCACGGCAAAAGGUUUAGGGCUCCCUGCACUUCCAAGUCUCUAUGUUCGUAAGCAGCGUGCCCUCGAACAGGAGCUUGAUCAGACACUGUCAGAGACUUGCGACAACAUUGAACCAAGUACGUCACCUUCAGCUUCCACAGUCGGGUUGCGUGAUGAAAAAUUCAUCUUUUCAACAACAGAGCGUUCUUUUGGUUCUUCAGAGAGACGUCAUGGCAGGAUGUAUAAUUCUUAUUCAAAGUAUCAUUCAAGAGGCUCAGUUGCAAGAUCUGACAGCAGAGACUCUGUGACCAGUACUCUGUCUGACUCAGUGUAUGAACGUGUGAGUAGAAAUGUUGUGAACCCAUUGACUUACGGACAAGUGUCGCCAACAAAUGGGAUAUCACAGGGAUUAACGGGGAGUCUGAGCGAUUCUGGGCGUAUCAAUUCUCGGAUGUCAGGAGGCGAAAACUCAGAUCGAAAAUUUCUUCGCAGGUAUUGCAACUCUAUGAAGGAGAGCAGGGAUGCUCUGCCACUGGAUGUCCGUAACGAGGAGAACCCUCAGCAGUCUGUUUCCCAACACAGUCAUGAACUGUACCAGCAUGCGAGGUUGGGACAAAUUAGUGAAACAAACGUCUCUGGUCCCUCAGAAAAUCAAAUGAAUGCUAUCACCCUGUCAAAGGAUUCACAUGUAGGCCCUCAACAGUCUUCCAGAGAAAACCAACACAGUGCCAAGACUGCAGAUAAAAGAGAAGAGGAUUGUCACAAUGACAGAGUAGGUGGCACCAUCCAUUUAGACCCAAGUUUGACUAAACAACCAAAGAAUCUCUUCUGUGAUAGCAUGAGGUCAUCAAACCAGAGAGCGUCAUUUGGUCCUCUUGUUGCCGGAUCUUACGGUAAAUCCUCGAAUAAACCACAGUACCACCAUUCAACACAGCAGCAAAAUUGUAUUGCCUUAUCUUCAUACACCGCAGUAAGACCAAAGUACUCUGACUUUCCAUAUGAUGAUGACACAGAAGCCCAAGAGCUGCCUGUGGAUUACAGCCUGAAGUAUGUUGAGGAUAACCCCCAGCCAAGGGACAUGGAGGUAGCGGCGACUGAAAGUAAUCACAUGAAGAUAGAAGGUGACCAAGAGGGCGAUGCUGCAGAGGCAUACCAAAGCUCUAGAAAUGGUGUAAGAGGAAAGCAAAACCAGAAUGAUUUGGGAUGUGGCUACCCAUACAGACAUCAAGGGAGCAUCCAUGUCAGCAAAAAUAUGAAGAUGAAUGUUGUGUAUGGAGACUAUGCAGAAACUGACUUGGAUCAACCUACAGAUUAUAGCUUGAAGUAUGCAGAAGAAAAUGAUGAGACAGAAUUUGAAAAGAAUCAUGAGAUGAGCAGUGAACAGGAGAGAGAUUACUAUGACGGUAAUGACCCUAUUCAUGAAGAUACCUUGAAAACGUAUUGUACAGAAGGAACUCCGUACGAGACACCGUACAACUUUUCGACAGCUACCUCCAUGUCGGACCUGCACUGUGAGCCGCCUAUGCCACAUUCAGAGGACGGUGGAGGGAAGAAACAGCCGGAGCAGUACACCAGACAUGGAUCAGUAGAAGGCAACGUGACCAAAAGCGUUGACGAAAAUGAAACGUCUAUUUCAGAAGAUGUAUCUAAUUUUGAUAAAGAUUUUACAGAAAAAGGACCUCAAAUGAAAGCCCUACCUCCAGCUCCUAGACAGCCAUUGAAACGACUACAGUCAGGUCUGAGUUCAGGCCUGCUUUCUCCAGAGAAACCUGUUCAAUACUGUGAAGAAGGUACUCCAGGUUGUUUCUCUCGUGUGAGUUCCCUUAGCUCACUAAGCAGUGUUCCGGCUAUUGUGGAUAGUGCACUUGAGGUCUCCAUAGCGGCUCACACUGAUCACACUGUGUCAGAACCAGACCAGAAGCUAAGGGAUGCUGACAUAGCAAAGGGCGAUGCUUGUUCCCUUGCAGAGGAAAGUGACAAGGGUGCUGUGAAGAGGGAAGUUAACAGCUCCACUGAUGUGGGGGAUGAGGCUGGUGGCCGCACAGAAGACAUGAAGGAAGAACAGCAGCGAGGAGACAGAGAAGGUAAAGUGGUUACUUUCGGGGGUGCUGACCACUAUGCCGAGGAGACGCCGUUGAUGUUUUCACGAUGCAGUUCCCUGGGCUCGCUAAGUAGCAUUGAGCAGCAUUCCAUUCAUGACGAUCGUAGCUCUGUCAUCAGCGAUUUUAGCCGGAGAACAAGUGGUAUUGUCUCGCCAAGUGAGCUUCCUGACUCUCCAACCCAGACAGUUCCAGCGAGUCCUCGUCAUACAAAGGCACCUGUGGAGUUCCCUAGUAGAACAAUGGAAGAGGGAACACAGCCAGUACCAGCAAACAGGCACCAAGUAGCUGGACAUUCAGGUGCUGUGAAAGGGAGUGUAUUUGAAGAUAAUGUAGUGGCUUUCAAGGAAGAAGACACGCCAGUCGAGUUCUCCAGGGCAACAAGCCUCAGCUCCCUCACCAUUGACGAUGAACCCAAGAUUUCCAACGAUGCAAUGCUGAAGGAAGUGGUGGGGAGACCCUCAUCUCAUGCCCGUUCGAGCAAUUUUCCAGCAGGAAUUCAUCAUGUGGUACGACUGGAACUGGUUGGAACAGAGCGGGAGGAUGGCAUGGAGAAACAGGACGUGGAGAAGGAGAAGCGCGGAGAGUUGGCGGACUGCUGCGAACUGGCUCCUGUCAGCGAAGGGGAAGAAGAGAAUGAUGAGGACAUGCUGGCCGCCUGCAUCAACGUUGGCAUGCAGAACAGCAGGCUACGGCAAUGUCAGUACAGUUGUCAAAACACAAGCAAGACCGCUCCAGUCCGGCCCACAAAUGUUAGCAGAUUCCAGGCCUCACCAGUUCAGUCACCAGGGUUGCGUAGUGGACGCCCCAGUGGCAUCCCUGUUAAAACAACUGCCAACAGCAGCUCGAGACAGGCGAAAGUAAUGCAGCUGAAGCAACAAGAAGGGGCUACGGGAACCGUGGUCAAACCCCUGAACUACAUGGUUGUACCAGGAGGUGCAUGUGAAGACGCUGUCCAAACUUACUGCACAGAAGGAACUCCAGCUAACAUAUCACAUGCCGGGUCACACUCUGACCUCUCUGUCCUGUCACUUGUUGGUGACGGAGAUGAGACUGAGGCUCAGAAGGAGGAGGCCCGCUUAGAGGGAGUGAAUGAAGUGGAGGAGCCUGAUGGAGAAGUUGAAAGGCCAGAACUCUCUGAUGACAGUUCCAACUUCUCAGGCGAUAAUGACAAUAUACUUGCCGAAUGUAUUCAGUCUGGAAUGCCUAAGGCUCGUCAGGCAAUAAGAAGAAUUGUGGCCCAGCCUGCAAGCGUUAGUAAUUCUUCAUCAUCAGAACUGCCUUCCCAGCCACAGAAAAAGAUACCAACUGUUGUUCCGGGAGUUACUGUAUCCGUUCUCCCUACACAUCACCCUGUUGCAACAACUUACAAGCCACCAUCCCACCAUCUGUGCGGCCUGUCUCACUCGUCACCACAUUCCACUAACAAGAAGCCGUCAGUGCUACCAUGCUCUCCUCGUCCGAAAGCAGCGGAUCAGCGUAAGCUGGCAGCUCAAGAUGAAACAGGGAAAUCGCAGAACUUGAGGACACCAAAAUCAAAAUUCAGUGGCACAUUGCAGGGGUCAAAUGUGCUGCCACAUUGCUUACCAGCAAGGGAUGAAGUGGAAACGUACGCUACUGAGGGAAGUCCCAGUACGUUCUCCAUCCGCUCAUCGCUUAGUGACUUGACUGUUAACUCUUCUGAUGGGUGUGCAGCCAGUUUACAGAGGUCGCCAUACCAGCACCCACUUCCUGGAGAAACAGCACGUGACAUUCCUAUAGGCUUUAAUGCAGAAGAUACCUCACUUGAGGUUUCUCUUGCUGCCUCUCUAAGUCCUCUCAGGGUAACGGAGGAAGAUGAUGAUGUCCAACCAUCGACAUCUGCACACCAAAACACAGGAACUAGCCAGUCAAGUGGACUGCAUGCUCCCAUCACCUGCUCGUUAGAUCCUGGACCAAGAUCGUGUGUUUCCCCACUCAACAGAUCUGUGGACAGUGCAACUGCUGAUGCCACUGCACAUCUCAUGGUGGCUUCUGAUGGAAGCUGGGCAGAUCACAGUGACAAGCAUGAUGAUUCAGCAUCAUCAAAGUUACUCAACAAAACAAGCUCUGUCUCUGAGGAUAUUGUGACAGUUUUGUCCCGUAACGGCUCUCUCAGUUCCCUUAGCGUUGACUCAUUUGGUUCAGUGGAACCAACGCCAUCAGAACAAGCGCUGCUGGAGCAGUGUAUCAGCUCAGGGAUGCCCAAGAGUAAAUCAGAGAUUGGAUGUGGCAAGGCCAGACUUCCUCUUCCAGUUAGCACAAAGAAAAUGGUCGGUGCAAGUGUAUGUAAGAUUCCACUUGCUACAGAUCACAGGAUACUGGGGGAUGGAGAGAGACAAGGUCCAGUCAUACCGAGUGUGCCGGUACAGAAACUGGAACUGAAGCCAGUAGUGAGAACCCACUCUGAGAGUAGUACAGAUGCCAUGAGGACAAUAGAGAGUGGUAUGGCUUGUCUGUAUGUACAGGAUGUUCCCACUGACACAUGUUCUUAUGAUAUCAGACAUGUUCCAAAAAACGGGCUGGAUCCGUCUGCUGCAUUCAACCUGAAGAAAUCUGCAGCAGACGUAUACGAAAGCAUCGCAGCCAUCGAAGGCGUGCAAGAUCUCCAAGACCAUCUGAAGAAUACCAGUGAUCUACCAGAGAAUAUGGGGGUGACAGAGGAAGAUUCCAGUUGUGUAUCUUCACAUGGAACUCUCAGUGCUCAUGCGGGUGAUAAGAAAGAUGCACUUGAAGACCCUGUGGAGUGUCAUCUACAUCUCCAAUAUGAAGAUGAUAAAAAUGAUGAAAAUGUGUUCAGAAGGCCUGCAGUGCCUGAAGAGUGCCAGUGCAGGCCUGAUAUGAAGUUAGAAAUUUGUAAGAAAUCUUCAUGUAUUUCCUCUCUCGGUAAUAAAACCAUCAGUCCUCGUGAAAAUGUAAGUGAUAUUAAAUCUCAGUUCUCAUCUGGAGAAAGCUCUUCUACUGGUGUUGGCACUGAUGAGAAGGUGGAAGAUUGUCAAGGAAAAGGGCAGAGGGAUCCCGAUGCGAUGGUUGCCUCUUUGGACCGCUUCACAGAAGAAACUGUUCAGCAAACACAAGACGUGCAUUUGCAGAAAGAUAAGAAUAAAGAUUCUAGCAUCAUGAAACAAAGCCUUAUUGGAAGUGACACAUGGAAUGAAGACACAUCACCCAAUGAUAUAUCAUUUCCAAGUAUGAGUUUAAGCGCACCUCUUGUUGCCUCUUUCAGGAGUGACAAUCAUGAAGAUGGAGCCAUCACAUUACCAGAGUUGGCUGAAGAAUGUGACAUCAGCAAGACCAGUGAAGAACAACAGGGCAGUUCACUCACAGAUACACACAUGAUUCAAGCAGAAGCUGGCAGAUUAGCAGAAGCAGUACAGACAGAAGGCCAGAACUUCCUGUAUGCCUCAAGUGAGGAAAUGAAGCAUAGUCUGACAAGUCUGAAUUCCAUAGAUCUGGAUGCGAUCAAGCCACCGUCAAUGAUGGGAAGUCUUGUGUCUCUAACAGCAAGCUUGUCUGGUCAGUUAGACAAUGUUGAGAGUGGCGAAACAAGGGAGCAUUGUAAUUCAUCAUCUCUUCCUCCUCAUCAGCCCCGAAGUAAUGGAACUCGACUGGAAUGCAGGCAUUCAAGAAAGAGAUCUCUCCCUGCUGGAAUGAUGGUUCGAAGAGCACUGGGAAACAGUAACCACAGCGCAAGUAUUGAGAACCUGCAAGACAACACAAGUGUAUCCAGCAGCUGUAAUUCUCAUCUCGAUAACAUCAAACCUCCAUCAGCCAUGGAGGAAUUAAUUGAUAUCGUGGAUAUGGAGAACAGCAUGAUCAGUGUAGCGAGUAUCACCUCAGAAGUUGCUGAUACGUCAGCCAAAGAGCAUUCGACUUCUGAACAGUUGCCAGGGAAUAGCGAUGGUAUAUUUGAACUUCUAAAACCAGCAGCAAGUGUCAUGGCAGAAGUGUGUGCAGCCGCAAUGUGUGCAAGUGUGCGCACCAAUAGUGCCAGUGAUUGCUUGGACAACAUCAAUCCUCCAUCUGCAUUCAGCGAAUUUGGAGAUUUGGCAGAUCCUCAAUCAACUGCAGAGCCUGGGACGGAGACAAUCUGCAGUGAUACGGAGAUGUGUACAGAGGAACCUGGUUAUGCACAUUCCAUGGACAAGCUAGAUGAAGUUGAUGCACCAGAUUUGCCCUCAGAUACCAGCAUGAAAACAACCCCUUUACCUUCAGCAGAUCAGUAUAUGACUAGCUCAGCAGAAUCUACCCCCAAGAAACACAGACAACUAACCCCAAAACAGAAACGACAGAUGGUGAAGGAGCGUUACAGAACAUACACCAUCACUGGUGAAGACGGGCAGGAGGAGGAAAUUCAUAGCAAGAAGGGUGAUGAUGCCAAGCUGUUAUCAUCACAGCCAGAAAUAUCGCUGCAAGUUGGUGAAGCAGAUUCUGUUAAAGGUCCAUUGCUGGAGGAAGAGAGGAGUCAGAACAAGACAACACCAAAACAUCGUCGUCUGGAAGACAGACAGAGAUUCCAAACCAGAGUGCUUGAUAAAUCUGCGUCAGUUGAUACAAGCGAACGUGAACAAGAAGGUUGUGGCAAAGCUGAUGGAGAUCCUUGCCAGGAAGAACACCCUCCUGAAUCCAUAAAUACUGAUACAAUGAAAGAGAGGAGAUCCAGGAUAAAGACACUGAAACAAAAAAGAGCAGAGGCAAAGGAAAGGUUUCAGACUCGUACUCUUAGCGAAGAAAUCAAACCACAGCCAGAGACAAAUAUCAGUAAUUACAAUGCAGGCUCCAUUUCAGUUGUUAACUGCUCAGAUGCUGGCUUUGUGGAAGCUCCUCUGAAUGUCACGCCAGAAGAAAUAGAAUCUCUGCUUGAACGCGAUGCCAACAUUGUCAUCACAACACUCAAUGAUUCAAGGCGGUGUAACAGUGAAUCAUCAGAACUUCCAAGCAGUGACGAGAUGCUCCUGGAAUGUGAAACGUUGAGCCUUAUUUCAAUUGAAUCCGAGUCAGAUCAGAACUCAAACAUAUGUAGAGUAGGAAGAAGACGAGGGUCAGACCUCAUUGGAAGAGAGCCUUCCGUUAGUGAAGAGCCUGGAAUGUCAAACACUGGAGCAUCAGAGGAGAGAGUGAAUGAGGUGGUUGAAGCAGAUGUUAAGUGUAUGGAAUCUGUGGACAAUGAUGGCGAGGAAAGCCAGGGAGAACAGGAUAACAAUGCUGAUGAUUUACCCAAAACAAGAGGUCCACGAAUUGUAAAACCUGAAGAAAGACUUAAACUGGAUGAAAAUGCUGAAUCCAAUUGCACAGAUGAUGGUACACCUCAAAAUAACAGUCCUAAAUCCAUUCGUGGGAGACGAAAGGCUCUGUACUCUUCACCUGCAGUGAAGAGACCAAGUGUGCCUUCUUCAGGGUUACCUGUUGCUGGGAAAGCUCGGAGUAGCAUUCCUGUCGUAUCUGUUGCAGCUAGUAAUGGGAGACCCACAAGAGCCUCUGUAGUGAGGCAGACUGGAAAAGGUACCUCACAGCGAUCUGUCUCUAGAACUCCACCUUCCUCUACAGAGAGAAGUCCUCGUAAUGCAAGCCCGAAGACGAGUAGGACAGGGAGAACACAGCAACGGAAUCCAAACAAUGUAAAAUUAAUGACAUCAAGAAACAGUGGUGCCACAUGCACACCUGGCAAGGAAAGUGACGAACAAGUUGUUAAAGAUCCAAGGUUUAAGCCGCCUGAAAGACAGGGCACUUUCACAAAGGAUGAAAUACCUAAGGUAUUGCUUCCACCAUCACCCACAAAAACAAGAAUUCCAGUUCCAGCUUCCAUUAGUACUGUGUCCGCUAAAUAUGAGUCAGAAGCAAAGAAGACUUGUGGUGUGACCAAACAGUCCCGUUCUGUUGCUUCUACAACUUCAAAGAUCAAAAUUCAUAAAGAAAAAUCAGCUCCAGUUCUCACAAGAUCUCUGGGCCAGAGCAGAUUUACAAGAAACUAUAGUCAAGAAAUUAGUAAUUCAGGCAAGGGCUUACCAACACCAAACCAAAAAUCUGUUAUAAAGGCUGCAACAAUUCCAGGAAGAAAUGGUACUACUCGGUCUCCUCCUUUAUCUAGGGUGGGAUAUAAAAGAGGUAGCAUUGGUGCCCAGGAGGGCAUGAAGGCAUCCCUCAGUAACCAGAGUCUGCAGAGUAAUGACAGUGGCAGGAUAACAGUAAAGCAAGGAGGAGUACAGCCUCAAAGAUCUACCAGUAAUUGCAGUCUCAAUUCUGUUGCAUCAGGAGGAGGUUCUGGCAGCAAAAAGGAAGUAACGAGCAAGAUUGCAAGCUUGUGGAAACGGGUUGAAGAGAGUAAAACCAAACAGAAAGCUGCUGCAAAGGAUUCAAGAGUAUGGAUCACUGCAGCACCUGAUGAGGCAGUUGAUGUAGGCAGUGUGGUCUCUGCUGAUGUCCCUCAAGCUGCCAGACUUGUACGUAGCUCAACUUUUGAGGGUCUUCCACCCGUAUCUGCCAGCAAUGAUGAAGUUGACCACAAUGCAAGAAUAGCUACAGCAAGUAAGACAACGAUAAAAAUGAGGUUCUCAAAACAUGAUGGUAAAAGAGAGAGUAAAGACAGACAGAUUUCAGGGGAUUUUACAGGGUUUGUUGCAAAUCAGGAAGCACCCUUAAAACCAUCAACUGUACAGAGGCAAGUAGCAGAGGUAACAGGAGUGGCUAUAGUACAGCCUACAAGAAAAGUCAUGGCUACUUCUGAACCCCAACACCUGAACAACAGUCAAGAUGAAAUUCCUACCCCGGAAGUCGUUCUUAGGAGACGGCAGAGCGGAUCUGAAAAUACUGACCCAGAUCUGGAAAAACCAAAAAGAUUGUCAAGACUUGGUUCUUUUAUAAGAAUUGAUCCCCCUGAAGAAGUGAUCAGCAGUGGUGACAGCAGAAGUCUGCCCAGACAUCCUGCUUCUGCAAUAGUUGAGCCAUUUAAUUACUGCCCACCCACUUCCAUGGGUGGCUCCCACACUGUGACACCUGUUGCCAAGAGAAGUGAAUCAUACCUGAGUUUAAUUGGUAAUGUGGAGGAACUGAGACGUGAACAGACUGAAGUGUUAGACGAACAUAUGCCGGAGUUUAACACAGCAUCCAUUAGAAUUACCACAGUCUGAACUUAUACAAAAUUGGAACAUUUUAAUUAAAUAUAUUGCCAUUGAACUGAUGGUACUGCUAUGAUAAUUUGAAGCAGAUUGCAGGAUACAGUUUUGUUUCUGUCAUUCCUAUGCCAAAACUUUCAUCAAUCGAUUGGUGAUAGCAGUCUUUUUGUGACCAUGAGUCCACUGCCCCUGUAAGUUUGUGUGUGAUGUGCAAUUUUUGAAGGGAACUCUCAUGUCUCAUUCAUUGAUCAGUCAUGUUGCAGUCUAAUCAAAUUUGGGAAAUCUGAAAUAAGUUAAUUGUAUUUUGUAUAUAUGCAAUACAAACCUGCUGUAUCAGGCUUAAAGUCAUCCACACACAUAAGUAGAAUGCAUAUUCUUAAGGUCCCGUCUUAUUAUGUUUGGGCUGACGUAACUUCCCAACGGGAGCUACCUGUAUUUUAUCCAGAAAAUGUCAGUUUCUGUGUUUAGUUUCAUAGGUAGUGUACCUUAUAUUUUGCAUAUGUAAAUAAUGUGUAGUGCAUGCAUGAAUUUAGAUACCUGCUGAUUAAUUUAUUACAAACUGUUUAGAGUGAAAUCUGAUUGUUACAAAAUUCCAUUGAUGGUUAAUAAUGGUGAAUGUUAACACUGUUUGGGAGUGUGUAUGGGAAAUGAUUUUUGUAAGGCUUAGAUUUAUAAAGGGCCUAUGACAUAUUUUUUUUUCUAAUAUUAUAGAAUUUUGUGAUGAUAAGAUUUCAUUGGAAAUCAAAUGAAAGGAUGCCUUUGAUUUUUUAUUAAUUUCUUUACAGUUUUUCUUGUAAAUUUUUCUUAUUAUAAACUGUGCAGUAAGAAUUUAAUCUUUUAUUCAUUGUAAACAUGGACAUUACAUAAAAUCAUGUAACGUGAACGUGGGAGUUGUUAACAAACAUGACAUACCAAGAGGUAACAACAUUCAGAAGAGACGUGUGUAGGUUCUGCACUUCUGUGAAGCUGUUUGGAGUCUGCAAGGAGCCCAUACCGCUCUCAAAACAAUAUGGCUGCUUUCUUUCUGCUGUUAGAUACUGUGAAGCUGAGAUGGAAUGAAACUGUGAAGUUUGUUUUGGAAUUUUCUGAACUGGAAGUAGUACGUCACAUUCAUUGCUGAAAGUAUGAAGCAUCUGGGAAUUUAUUCUAUAGUCAAUAAAUAUUUUAUUUCUUGUGACAUCUGAGGUUCUUAUGUUACUGUCAAGUUUUAUGGGCUUCUGCUAUAUGUCCAAACAUUCCUGAGGAACAUAUUGCUUCAAUCUUCAGGGUGUCUACAGUAGUAAGUUGCUCUGAAAAGUUGGUUCACAUAUACCAAACUAUGGGAUGUCAUGUCCCAACAGACCGCAUUCUUGAUUUAUUUUUGUUUUAUUUUAUGUAACUGUAAUUUUAUUAAAUGAUCAUACAGAGACUUACUGAUUUGCAUUGCAUUUCAAGUGAUAAACAUGUUUCUUGUUGUCAGCUUUCUUUCUAUAAACCAGUAUUUAAGAAGAAUCAGAAGUAUAGUUUGUGUUAAAGAACAGUCUCUGGCAUACGUGCAAUUUCCACUAUUUUUGUGCCCAACAUUAAUAUUUAAACUGACAUAAAUUCCAGCAUUUACAUCGGACAUAAAUUCAUGAUUCAAUGAGUAAUGUAAAGGAAAGUGUUUAUGAAGAGCACUGUCUUCUGGAAAGUGGUGCUUUGUUGUCUGGUAGAACUUUUGAUGUUUUGGAGGAAUGUGCCACCCUCAUUUUUAGGGUAGAAGAGUACUGUGAAUAUGGAGACAGAAAAUCCCUCUGAAAUGUUUAAGAACAAACUGUACUCCAGCCACUACAUGGACAAGUGUGCAUUAUCAUAAGUUACAUAGACAGUAACAUCAUCAUACCACAAGGAUUCAUACACCAAUGGGAACUACAGAUAUAUUUAUGCAGGGUUUUUCUUCUGGAAGGUUGCCCACACAUGGUAUGAUGUGCUCUGGGUUGUAGAGUAGCUGGACUUUACCAGACUACAUGGCAUCACAUCCCACAAGAUGGUAAUCUUCCUAGUUACCACUGUGAGAACCUCAGAUGUUGAAUGUGUUUAUCUCAGUUUAAAUCUGGUUUGUCGUUUUUGUUAGCUUGAAGACACAUUCAUGAGAUGGCUGAUGAGAAACUGUUGCAGUAGGAGAAACACAAUAUGCUUGCCUCACGUUUUUGAAGAAUUGUAAUCCAAGAAAUUAAUGCAUGAGAUUGCAGUCAAAGAACUGUCAUCUUCUAGUCUGUGUGUUAUGCCAGUCAUAUUCCAAUUUGUUUAAUGGGAGGGAAUAUGAAAUCAUAUCUAAACCAAACUCCAUUCCUUUGUUGUAAUGUUUUACUAUAAAUGAUGCAGUUACUGUUUCUUAACCUUUUCAAGCAUGAAAUUAAUCUAAAUGCUAUUUAAAAAUCAGUUCAUACCAUGCAAGGAAGCAGGGAAAUAAUCGCCGUUUCUUCUGAGAAUCGUACAAAAUAUGGCCACAGUACCCUCUAUAUGCAAAAUGCAGAAUAUUUGUGAUGUUAGGGCAUGUGGUACAUACAGAGAACACUGUGCUCUAAGGCGUCUUUUAAGUUCCUGUAAAAAUCACCAGGUUAUACUUGCAAUCUUAGGGAAACUAGAUGUACCUUUGUUAUUCCUGCACUUGUGAUACUGCUAUAAUUCCAAAAUGGAGCAUUAAAAGAACAAAUAUGAAAUCUGAAAAUAUUAUACCACUAUACAUUUCUCUAUGCAUAAAAAAGGAAGCUAGCAUAUACAGGUAAUGAAACACUGACCACAUUUCAGUGAACAAAUUGUGUUUACUGCUUUUUAUAGACUCAUUAAAAUAAAAUCUACUUCUUUCCAGAACUGCUUAGUCUUGCAAUUUAAGCUAUUUUUUUAUAUGCUGAAGCAGUUUUAGCUUAAACUGGAUAUAUGGAAACAAUUUAAGGUAGUUUCUUUGGAUAUAUGGAAACAACUUAAGCUAGUUUCUCAGAUACAUGCAAGCAGUUUAAGCUAGUUUUGUGGUUUUUUGGAAACAAUUUAACCUAGUUUCUUGGAUACAUGGAAACAACUUAAUCUACUUUCUUGGUUAUGUUGAAACAAUUUAAACUAGUUUCUUGGUUACAUGGAAACAGUUUAACCUAGUUUCUUGGAUACAUGGAAGCAAGUGAAGCAAGUUUUCUUGAAUGAAAUUGAAGUUAGUUUGUUGGAUAAAUUGAAGCAAUUGAAUCUUGUUUCUCGGAUACAAGGAAGCCAUAAUUUUAUCAUGACAUUUCUUCCUACAGCUGGUAUGCAGUUUGGUUUUGCCUUGAAUAUUGAACUUAUAAACUGCAGAAUAGCAUCAGCAUAACAUGGUAAAGCCAUAUAGUUCUUCUAUUCAUGUCAGUUGGAUAUUAUAAUGCUGUUUGUACUGGAAUAUUAUCUGUGAAUGGAGCAUGUGCUCCAAUAAAUAUAUUGUGACACUAUAGUGUUGCAUUAUGAACUGU